GUGCACCAGUUAAUACAGAACACUGGCUGUUACUUGUUGUGAGCAUAUUGGCGGGAAAUAAAAUUAUCUUCAAAUUCAGAAUUAAUUUUCGUUUGUCAAAAUAAAUAUUAUUAUAAAUUCUCAUUCUCAUUGACGGGUUGUUUUGUUAGAAUAAUCAAGCGAAAAUUUAAAAAGUGGAAUCAAUUGCCGUGACGGAUUUAAACUUAUUCAGCGAAUAAUAUUCAUCUAACCUUAAAAUGCUCCUGUUAGGCGAUUUUUUCCCUAAUUUCACCGCUAAUACCACCGCCGGCCAGAUAGAUUUUCAUGAAUAUCUUGGAGACUCAUGGGGUAUCCUUUUCUCUCACCCAUCAGACUUCACUCCAGUAUGUACUACGGAGUUGGCCCGAGUUCUAACUCUCAUGCCAGAGUUCAGGAAACGCAAUACCAAAGUGAUUGGACUGUCUUGUGACAGUAUUCAGUCUCAUGAAGAUUGGUGCAAAGAUAUUCAAGCAUAUGCAGGGUGCAAUGAAGACGAGAAGUUCCCUUAUCCUAUUAUCGAGGACAAAAACAGAGAGAUUGCAAAAAUGCUCUGCAUGGUGGAUAAGGAUGAACUAGAUACUGCGGGGAUGCCGCUCACCGCGCGCGCUUGCUUCAUUAUCGACCCUCUCAAAAAGUUCCGGCUUUCGUUCCUUUAUCCAGCGACUACUGGCCGCAACUUCGAUGAGAUUCUCCGUGUCUUGGAUUCCUUGCAGCUGACGGACACCGCUAAAGUUGCUACUCCUGUAGACUGGAAGAUGGGUGAAGACUGCAUGGUGCUGCCUACUGUCCCAGAGGAUCAGAUAGCUAAAGUGUUCCCUCAAGGUGUGACUAUAGUGCCUGUGCCAUCUGGAAAGGGUUAUCUGAGGAAGACGAAGUGCCCUAAGCAUUAACCGACAACAGUUGAACAGAUGUAAACCUUGAUAUUAUAUUUUCAAUUAUAUGCGAGUACCUACUGAAUAAAUUUAUCUUUGUAAA
This is a messenger RNA of Spodoptera frugiperda (fall armyworm), 993 nucleotides long. It is a transcript of the gene Prx6a, whose product is annotated as peroxiredoxin-6. Gene Ontology annotation, cellular component: cytosol; mitochondrion. Gene Ontology annotation, molecular function: peroxiredoxin activity. NCBI's taxonomy places the organism in Eukaryota, Metazoa, Arthropoda, Insecta, Lepidoptera, Noctuidae. The record is from RefSeq and is a predicted model, not a curated record. Gene Ontology annotation, biological process: cell redox homeostasis; cellular oxidant detoxification. The coding region runs from base 237 to 908 and encodes 223 amino acids. The transcript is spliced from 5 exons.